ACUUCAACCACCUGACGAUUGUGUUGUUGUUGCUGCUUCGUGUUUGCGCACCCCACCUUCUGCUCUUCUUCAUCGUCGUUGAUUGAUUGACCUUGUUCAUCUUCUGCGCUGGUUGCUGGUUGGCUGCGAAGGACAAGCAUAGUGUCGAGCAAACGACCUUGCUUGAAAGUGUUGCCCGUCGCUGUUAUCGCUUCUGCCGCUGCUGCUGGUUGAGGCAGACGUUCGUUCGUGCGUGCUGGGUUUGUGUUUGUGUUUGGGUUUGUGGUUUGUUUGGGUUUGUGUGAGGGGGCAGACAAGGCGCCAUGUUUGAUCGCGUACGGAAAUGGUUUGAUGGCGUGUACAAGUCCUUCACCGACCCCAAUGACACCACGCCUUCAUCGUCCUCUGCGCCUGGUGCCGGAUCAAGGCCCGGCGCAACAAAACCAACAAAUGUCGUUGUACCGGUGACUGCGAAACAAGGGUCUCGAUUUGUGGAUGAAGACGGCUUUGCCGCGCAUGAGUUUUAUGAGGAAGCAGAGGACGGCCACACACUGAAGCGUGUUCCACAGAGCAGACUACGACCUGAGGGGACAAUCAAACUUGACAAACCGGUGCUGCCCACAGACUGCCCAAUCUUGCUGUGUACAGCCCAUUCUUUCUAGCAAACCUGACGCCUUCUCCCCUCUUUCGCUUUCGCCCCUAACCGCGAUGAUGACAACAACGAAGUGGGCUGCCAGCAGAAGUGUGCCCUUGCUUGCUUGCUUGCUUGCUUGCUGAGCUGUGUCGCUUGCAUGUGUGUGUGUGUGUGAGUGCGUGCGCGUGUGUGCCGGUCUGGUGGACCUCAUCUCCGCAACGGCCAUGCCCUGUGUGUGUGUUCAUUGUUUCGAACCUAUGAUUUCCAUAGUUAACCAAUAACAACCCUGUACACAAACGCGACCGCAACGAGGUGUGGGGA
This is a messenger RNA of Salpingoeca rosetta, 934 nucleotides long. RefSeq lists its product as uncharacterized. The coding region runs from base 303 to 641 and encodes 112 amino acids. NCBI's taxonomy places the organism in Eukaryota, Choanoflagellata, Craspedida, Salpingoecidae. The record is from RefSeq and is a predicted model, not a curated record. The transcript has 4 exons. Gene Ontology annotation, cellular component: mitochondrion. Gene Ontology annotation, biological process: regulation of mitochondrial membrane potential.